Xenia sp. Carnegie-2017 is the source of this 1304-nucleotide messenger RNA. RefSeq names its product SAGA-associated factor 29-like. Gene Ontology annotation, cellular component: SAGA complex. The transcript has 11 exons. The record is from RefSeq and is a predicted model, not a curated record. Lineage: Eukaryota; Metazoa; Cnidaria; Anthozoa; Malacalcyonacea; Xeniidae. Bases 90 to 1013 code for a protein of 307 amino acids.
ACGAUAACAAUGGUUGAUGUCGCAAUCUUCAAUACUCGAGUAAAUUAAAAAGAAAAAUAGAAUAUUGUCAGAAUAUUUUCGUAAUUUCAAUGCGGCGUUCAAAGAGCUCGGCGUUAAGUGGCGUUGGUUCGAAUGGAAAUGCUGUCCCAAAGUUACUAAGAGAAUUACAUCAACUCGUACAUCAGAUCCAGGAUGAAAGAAUUAAGAAUGAGCAUACACUUACAAAUAUUUCAAAGACACAUGAACGAAUGAAAUCAGAGGCUAAAGUGUCAUCAUAUUUUAAAAGUAAACUUAAAGGCCUUUAUGGAGCUGCCAUUGCUGAUUGUGAAGCAGAAGCUGAAUUGAUCCGAAAAGCCACAGAUAAAAUUGCCAACAUUCAGGCUUUGACUAAUGAGGGCCAAGGACGUAACCAUGUUGAUGGUGGUAGUGGAUUAGACAUUGAGCCCACGAGAAAACCAGGAAUGAGACGCGGUGUACUCAUGAGUAUACUGCAGCAAAAUGCUGCUCAGUUGCCUAUGUUCAUGGGAAAAGCUUCAGAAAAUGUACCUUCUUUGUGUGGUUCGAUUCCAGCUUCGUCAAAUCACGCUCCUGGCCCUGGAGAUCACGUUGCUGCGCGAGUGCGAACACCAGAUGGAGAAGAGCAGUGGAUUUUGGCUGAGGUUGUUGCGUUUAAUUCUUCCACGAACAAAUAUGACAUUGAUGAUAUUGACGAAGAAGGAGGAAAUAAGAAAGAACGACACCAUUUAAGCAGAAGACGAUUUAUUCCGCUGCCAAAAAUGAAAGUUAACCCACUGACACAUAAACAAGCUUUAUUCCAAAAGCAAGAACUGGUUCUUGCUUUGUAUCCACAAACAACAUGUUUCUAUCGUGCGUUGAUUCAUGAGCCACCAUCGAGGCCUCAAGAUGACUAUUCCGUGCUGUUUGAGGACACUUCGUAUCCAGAUGGCUACUCGCCACCAUUAUGCGUUCCACAGCGAUAUGUCGUCACACCGAAAGAGAAUAAACGAAGAUGAAAAACGACGAAUUAUAAGCAACGAAAUUUAUCUAGAGUUUACAAACGCAUACUUUAAUAAUUAUAUUAUUUAUUCAUGAUGUUCUUUAAUGAAACGGUAUAAAACUUUCAAAAAAUGUUGUUUUACAUAUAUUGAACAUUUAUUCAACAUUAUUAUCACUGCCCUUUUGCAGUUUUUUUCAGAAAACCUGUCGAGUCAGGCAUUGUUGUUCUUUAAUAUAAAUAAUUGUCAAAACAUUUCUUCACGCCAAUGCCGGGUAAGAAAAAUUCAAAUAAUAAAUUACAAAGUGAA